This is a messenger RNA of Propithecus coquereli (Coquerel's sifaka), 4677 nucleotides long. RefSeq names its product NACHT and WD repeat domain containing 1 (gene NWD1). The coding region runs from base 1 to 4623 and encodes 1540 amino acids. The record is from RefSeq and is a predicted model, not a curated record. Gene Ontology annotation, molecular function: protein binding. NCBI's taxonomy places the organism in Eukaryota, Metazoa, Chordata, Mammalia, Primates, Indriidae. The transcript is spliced from 18 exons.
AUGUUUGAGGUCGUUGAUCUGAGGUGGGGGGUUCAGAACGCUGAGGCCACCAACUACCUGACCACGGAACUCUGCCUGGAAGAGGUCGACCGGUGUCGGAAAACAUCCGUGGGACCCGCUUUUGUUGCCCUCCUAGGGGACCUGUACGGCCCCCGUCCACUCCCCACGCUGAUCGAGGAGAAGGAGUGGGAGGCACUGAGGGCACAGCUAACAGCCAGGCCGAAGGACCUGGAACUGGUGGCGCAACGCUUCCGGAGGGACGAGAACGCCAUCCCCCCCACCUACGUCCUGCAGGCGCCACGUGCCAGGGAGGCCUGCGGGCCCGAGGAAGCCACCCUGACCUCUGUCCUACACUCCGGAGCCCAGGAGGCCCGGAGGCUGGGCCUCAUCUCGCAGGAGCAGUGGCACCGCUACCACCGGUCAGUCAUCGAAUGGGAGAUAGAGCAGGGCUUGCUGAGCUCAGAGAACGGGGACCAGGGAGCCACCGUCUUCCUUCGAGAAAUCCAAGACCGCAACAAACACAUCCUGGAAGACUGUGCCCUCAAGAUGGUGGACCGGCUCGCGGACGGCUGCCUGGACACCGAUGCCCAGAACCUUCUCAGCGGCCUCAAGGGGCGCAUUGCCGACACGCAGCCGGGAGUCCUCAAGGUCCACCACCUGCUGUGGAGCCGCGACCUGGUGAACCCCAAGAACAGGGCUCAUGCGCGCUACCUGAAGGAGCUGAGUGAGCAGUUUGUGGCCAGGGCCAACCACCAGGUCCUCGAACACCUGCGCGAGCUGGAGGUGGCCCGGCAGGAGCUGGGCUGGCUCUACCAGGAGAUCCGCCACCACCUUUGGCAGAGCGCGGAGGCCACCCGGACCUUCUGCGGACGCCAGGAGCUCCUGGCCCAGCUCGGGCGGAGGCUCAGGCAGAGCGAUGGCAAGCCCCACACGCCGCUGGUGCUCUCGGGCCCUCCGGGCGUUGGAAAGACGGCCUUGCUGUGCAAGCUGGCCGAGCAGAUGCCAGGGCUGCUCGGCCACAGGACGGUGACCGUCCUGCGGCUGCUGGGGACGUCGCAGAUGAGCUCCGACACCCGCAGCCUCCUUAAGGGCAUCUGCUUCCAGGUGUGCCUGGCCUACGGGCUGCCCCUGCCCCCUGCCCAGGUCCUGGGUGCACACACUAGGGUGGUCCAGUUUUUCCAGAUCCUCCUCCACACGGUCUCCUGCAGAAACUUCGAGUCUCUGGUGCUCCUGCUGGAUUCCAUGGACGACCUGGACGUGGCCCACCACACGAGGAGGGUCCCCUGGCUGCCCCUCACGUGCCCCCCGAGGGUGCACCUCAUUCUCUCGGCCUGCUCAGGGCAGCGGGGGGUCUUGAACACCAUGCGGCAGAUGGUCGCAGACCCGGGGGCUUACUGGGAGGUGAAGCCCCUGUCGGGAAACCUGGGGCAAGAGAUGAUCCAGCUCCUGCUGGUGGCUGCGAGAAGGACGCUGACCCCUGUGCAGAGGGACCUGCUCUGGGCCAGCCUCCCGGAGUGCGGGCACCCAGGGCGGCUGAGACUGGCCUUCGAGGAGGCCCGGAAAUGGGCCUCCUUUUCCGUGCCAGCCCCUCUAGCCACCACGGCCGAGGAAGCGACACACCAGCUCUGCACCCGGCUGGAGCAGACACAUGGGCAGCUCCUCGUGGGCCAUGUGCUGGGCUACAUCGUGUCUUCCCGGUACGGGCUCUCAGAGGCGGAGCUGAAGGAUGUCUUGUCCCUGGACGACGAGGUCCUACAGGCCGUGUACCGGGACUGGACCCCGCCCAGCAAGGAGCUGCUGCGGUUCCCGCCCCUGCUGUGGGUGCGGCUCCGUCGGGAUCUGGGCUACUGCCUGGCCCGGCGGCCGGUGGACGGCUUCACGCUCCUGGCCAUCAGCCACAGACAGCUGGUCGAGGUGGUCCGAGAGCGCUACCUGUCGGGGCCCGAGAGAGCCAAGAGGCACAGCGUCUUGGCUGACUUUUUCUCAGGCGCCUGGAGCCAAGGCACCAAGAAACUCAUCACCCUGCCGCUCGUGGGGAAGCCCCUGAACUUGGACCGCAAGGUGGCCCCUCAGCCCCUGUGGUUCUCGGAUGCGGUCGCGAACGUGCGGAAGCUGAAGGAGUUGCCCUAUCACCUGCUCCACUCGGGCCGUUGGGAGGAGCUGAAGCGGGAGGUGCUGGGCAGCAUGAGCUGGAUUACUUGCCGGGGCAUCUCCGGGGACAUUGAGGACCUGCUGGACGAUUUCAACCUGUGUGCCCCUUACCUGGACUGUCCUGAGGUCAGCCUGGUCCAUGAAGCCCUCCAGCUCUGCCGCCCGGCCGUGGAGCUCCGAGGCAUGGAGCGGAGCCUCCUGUACACGGAACUCCUGGCCAGACUCUCUUUCUUCGCCACCUCGCAUAAAGCACUGGUGGGGCCGCUGUGCCAGCAGGCCCAGAGCUGGUUCCGGGUGUGCCCACACCCUGUGCUGGUGCCCCUUGGAGGAUUCCUCCAGCCCCCGGGAGGACCCCUCCGGGCGACCCUCACUGGCUGUCACAAAGGCAUCACUGCCAUGGCGUGGGGCGUGGAGGAGAUGCUGCUGGUGAUUGGCACCCAGGAUGGCAUGGUGGCUGUAUGGGACAUGGAAGAGCAGCAGGUGAUACACAUUCUAACAGGACACACAGGAGAGGUGAGGUGUGUGAAAGUGUUUGCCAACGGGACCCUAGCGGUCUCUGCUUCGAAGGACCACACGCUGCGCUUGUGGAAUUUACUCUCUGGCCAGGAGAAAUUCACCAUUUGGGAUGGAGGCUCGAAAACUCCCACUGAACCUCAGAUCUGGAGCCUUCAUGUGGAUGAAGCAAACAAGGUUAUAUAUUCGACAUCUGGCUCACAGAUCAAUGCUUGGAAUCUGGAAACUGCAGAACUGGUUUUCUGUAUCCUGGGAGAUGCCUCUGAUCCCUGGAUGUGCACGGCCGUGUUCGCCUCCCAGGCCAGGCUGAUGGCAGUGUCCCAGGGUCGCGUGGUCAGUGUGUGGAGCUCUGCCACCGGAAAACCGCAGGGGAAGCAAUGUUUGUCCAGCAUCAGAGAAGGAAGCCCUGCCUGUGCGGUCUCAGUGCAGAAACAAGGAAAGCUGGUCACUGGGUUUAGCAAUGGCUCCAUCUCUCUGGUUUCCUCCGAAGGAGACAGAUUGCUGGAGAAGCUUCCAGAUGCUGCGGGAUUCCUGGUGAUCUCUGAAGAUGAGUCCCUUCUCGCAGCAGGCUUUGGGAGAUGCGUGCGGAUAUUCUUGGCCGACUCACAGGGCUUCCAGCGGUUCACGGCCACCGAUCUGCAACACGAGGACACAGUCCAGACAGCCGUUUUUGGUCCUAAGAACAACCUGAUCGUCACUGGGUCCCUCGACGCGCUCAUUCAGGUGUGGAGUCUGUCGGAACAGGGCACCCUGCUGCACGUCCUCGAAGGCGUCGGGGCCCCUGUGAGCCUGCUGGCCCGGGGUGGGGCUUUGGUGGCAUCUGCUUCCUGGCAGUCCUCAUCUUUCAAAGUCUGGGAUCUUGCCGAUGCUCAGAAACCCCAGGAAUCUGCCCCCUUUCUGGACCGCACUGGCCUCACUGCGGUGUCCCACAACGGAAGCUACGUCUACUUCCCCAAAAUUGGGGACAAAAACAAAGUCACCAUUUGGGACUUGGCAGAAGGUGAGGAACAAGACGUCCUGGACACUUCCAAUGAGAUCAGGUGUCUAGAGGUUGCUGAGCAGUCCAAGCUCCUUUUUACUGGCCUUGUUUCAGGGACUGUCCUGGUGUUCCCCCUGAAUUCCCGGCAGGAUGUGAUGUGCAUCCCCCCUCCCGAGGCCCAGAAAGCCAUCAACUGCAUGUCCUUGAGCAAGGCCGAGGACCAUUUGGCCAUUGCCUAUGACAACAUUGUCCUGGUCCUGGACAUCAGCCCCGGGGACCCCUGUCCAGUCAUCGAUGGGCCAACAUACACCUUUUACACCCAGCUGCCCGAGACCAUAUCCAGCGUGGCCGUGCUGCGUGACUACCGCGUGGUCUACGGCAUGAUGAACGGCGACCUCUUCCUCUAUGAGUGCGCAAAUUCCAAGGUGUUCCCCUUGGAGGCGCACAGGAGCCGAGUCUCCUGCGUGGAGGUCAGCCACGAGGAGCGGCUGGCGGUCAGUGGGUCCGAGGAAGACUUGCUGUGUCUCUGGGACCUGCAGGGCUGCAAGUGGAAAUUCGAGAUGAGCUACACGAGCUCUUACUGCAGAGGGGUCCAAUGCGCUUGCUUCUCCAAGGAUGACAAGUACGUGUUUGCAGGCUUAAAGGAUCGCUCCAUCAUUGUCUGGAGUGUGUUGGAUGGCACCCUGCUGGCUGUCCAGUUUGUCCAUGCUGUGGUAAACAGAAUCAUUCCAACCUCCAAUGGCUUCAUUGCCCCUACCAGACAUGGUUAUCUCAUCCGAGAGCGUUUCCAGUGCCCUUCGUCAAGAGCCUCGCAGCAAGACCCUCUCAAGAACUUCAAGAAGGCAGUGUGGAUGGUCAAAUCCAGGCAGAGAGAAGAGCUGGCUGCAGGUGCAGGAGCACCCCAGGACUUGGGAUCAGAAAGUACCCAGGAAAAUGAAUCCAAAUCAAACAAACGCUCACAAGUCUGCCUGAUUGUAUAGAAACCCCCUGUGGGGACAUGGGGCUCCAAUGAGUUAGUCUCAUUUAAUCUGGUU